Molecule: messenger RNA, 857 nt
Organism: Neltuma alba
Lineage: Eukaryota; Viridiplantae; Streptophyta; Magnoliopsida; Fabales; Fabaceae
Product: homeobox-leucine zipper protein ATHB-52-like
Exons: 1
Coding region: 174-644 (156 amino acids)
Biological process (GO): positive regulation of DNA-templated transcription
Cellular component (GO): nucleus
Molecular function (GO): DNA-binding transcription factor activity, RNA polymerase II-specific; sequence-specific DNA binding
Source: RefSeq, a predicted model, not a curated record
AACUUAAGCAGCCCAGCCUACGCAUAGUAAUCUUAUUUUAAUGCACCAAAAGUCUCUUUGCUCAGUUUACCUCUGAUGUCUGAUGUCUGAAAGCUUAUAAAACAACAUAGCCUUCCAACCAUCUCUCAUCAAAAACAUACUCAAAAUUCAAUCUUCACAGCCUCCAACAAACAAUGGAUAAUUUCUUCUUGUCAUUCCAACACCAGAAACACCCAGAGAAGCUCAAUAAAAAGAGGCUGACUGAAGAUCAAGCGGCCAUCCUAGAGAAAAGCUUUGCCUGCAGAAAGAAGUUGGAGCCAGAGCAGAAAUUGCAGCUCUCAAAACAACUGGGUGUGCCUCCGAGACAAAUUGCAGUAUGGUACCAGAAUAAGCGAGCUCGCUGGAAGACACAGAGUCUUGAGGAGGACUAUGGUGCCUUGCAGUUGAAGCUAGAGAAUCUCAUGGCAGAGAAGAAACAGCUUGAGAGAGAUGUGGAAAGGCUCAAGGCCGAGCUGAAGGAGGCCAAAGAGAUGUUGCUCUUCAUGAAAGGUGAAGCAGAAGCUAAAACUCACAGUUCUUUCGCUGAGUUUUCAUAUAAUUGUGAAGAGGUUAUGCAGGUUGAAGAGCUUUAUGCUUGUUUCAUGGGUCCCAAUAAGUUCCUCUGAAAUUAAAGUUCCAUAGGACGCAUCACUCGAUGCUUAUUAGACUUCCUUUCUUAUCGUACUUAGUAGAAGAAUCAAACCUUGUGUUGACAGAAAGAUAAUAUCGGUCUGUUCAUUUGGUCAUGGAAUUGUGGGGUCUCCAAAAGUUACUCCAUUUUUUCCUGUAAGGGGUAUGCAUAUUGCAUAAGCCUGGAAAUAAAAAUGACCUCCUGGCUA